Molecule: messenger RNA, 2400 nt
Organism: Tripterygium wilfordii
Lineage: Eukaryota; Viridiplantae; Streptophyta; Magnoliopsida; Celastrales; Celastraceae
Exons: 1
Coding region: 1-2400 (799 amino acids)
Molecular function (GO): protein binding
Source: RefSeq, a predicted model, not a curated record
AUGUUCAGUGGACAAAACACAUGCAUAAGAUUAAGGUCCAUAAAUAUCUGCAUUGAGAGCUGCUUAGCAUGGUCAUCAACUUCCGUUCUUCAUCUUUUGCUCCAUCUCUGUGAAGGAAUGAAGAUCACCAUCCAUUCUCUCACUGGAAAAAAAUUCACGGUUGAGGCUAGGAUUAAUAACUUCAUUGGCGAUGUGAAGUUAAUGAUUUAUGAAGAGGAAAGAAUCCCACCAUGGGAGAUGAGGCUAGUCUAUCUUGGUAAGCAACUUGAAGACUGCCGUACAUUGGCCGACUACGGAAUUUAUGGUGGUGUUAUUCGUUACAUUCCUCGCCUUCGUGGUGGGGCUGAUGUGGUUGAACUAGCUAAAAUCGAAACUUAUGUGCUGUUAGCUCCACUCUUGCAAGCUUUUCUUGUUUUAUUCGGUUCAUUUAGGCGUAGAUGUCACAACUGGAAGUUGCAAUUGUGUUUGUGGAUAGCCUAUGUUCUCUCUACAUAUCUGAUAUCGUACACGACGGAUAUGAUGCUAUCAGUUUCUUUCAGAAAUGGAUUAUUUCCUUUAUGGGGAGCAUUGUUGUUCAUUAUGCUUGGAGGAGCUGAUUCUAUGUCUGCGUACAAUAUUGAUGAUAAUGAGUCUGGAAAGAUAUAUAAUUUGGAUAUUCUACUUGGGUUGUUUUCAGUGAUCUGGUUGCUUGCGAUGUAUAAGAAUGAAAUGUUGAAGCUGCCACUAUGUCUCUUUUUGCUUCUCAUUGGGAUCAAGUGUUGGGAGAGAGCUCAGACUUUUAUGUCAGCAAGCAAAAGGUAUGGUUUGGCAAAAAAUACGAAAGUGAUUGCAGAUUUCAUGAAGUAUGAGCACGAGUUAAGUAGUCAUGUUGCAGAAAAUGAUAUUUCCAUGGCAAGAUACAAUUAUCUUGUGCGAGGAGAAGACACGGAAAGGGUAACGGUGGUUCCACCGCGAUAUGAAAAGCGCCUUGAGAUUACUGAUAAAGUUGUUACAAUCAGCAAGAUCUGGCAGUGCCAAGGCAGUCUUUUCCAUCGUGAUAAUGCUCAGAGAGACCCGGCAGAGCUGCUCAAAGACAUUUGCCUGUCUUUUGCAUUGUUCAAGCUUCUCUGCUGCAGAUUUGCUGGAUACGACUUGCCUGAGUACUCAGAAGAGAAGUCAUAUCGACUCAUUCGAUUCGGGUUGCUUUCUGGUAUUCGUACUGAUUAUGAAAGACCUUUCAGAGUAAUUGAGGUAGAACUUGCAUUUCUUCAUGAUUUUUUCUACACAAAAUAUCCUACUAUCUUUCGUAGGGGUCUGCCAUAUUACAAGACUUUUGAGAUUAUCAUUCUGAUCGCCGCUUCAUUGAUCGUAAUAUCCAACCUUAAAAGCUAUCAACCACCUGAUGGAUACUUGAGCCUUCCUACUGUUUUUGGUCAGACUAUUGAUAUUCUUGUGACCUUUACAGUGAUAGUGGUGAUCAGUUUCAUCCAAACUGUGGAGCUUGUUUUCAUUUUAUUUUCAGAUUGGACAAAAGUGAUGUUAGUCUGUGAUUAUGUUCAGAAUCCUAAAUGGCAAAACAACAAAUUCAUCGAAAGAGUGAUAAAAUACAUCUGCAACAGACGACUGUCAAAGCCGUGGGAACGAAUGCUUGGCCAGUACUCUCUUCUUGAAUCUUUUGAUCAUGAUCCUAACAACUUCAUGUAUAAUUUUUUCACUGCUGCUUUCAUUGAUAUUCCUCGGAAAGGUCAGAUAGAAAGUGAUCGUAUCAAAUUGCCUGAUGAAGUGAAGAGGCACAUUUUACGUUCUCUGGCACUGUCUCGCUGCAAAGUAUCAGACGGAUUCAUGAGCUCCUUGGGGCAACAUGGAGGUUCAGAUUUCUCACUUGUUCAUGAUAUCUUGGUAUGGCAUAUAGCCACCAGUCUUUGCGAGAUAGAAUCAUUAAAAUCAGACUGGAGAAUAGGAAGGGAGGCGGAUUUCCUUGUAGCAACUAGCUUAUCCAAGUACCGUGCCUAUUUGGUGGCAUUUUGUCCAAGAUUGAUACCUAAUCAUGCUUAUUCUACAGAAUUUGUUUUUGACCAGGUAGUUUGUGAAGCAAGAGAUAUUCUCAGAGGACGCAAAUCCUUGUCAAGUAGGUAUCGAGGAAUGAUGAGAUUAGCUGCUCGUGGUGGGCAGGGAGAGACUAUAAUGAGAAAGGGUGCUUUGCUUGGGAAGCAUUUGAUAGAAUCAUUUGAACAGGAGUGGAGGAGAUGGGAAGCAUUGGCUGAAGUUUGGACAAAGAAGAUAUUGCUUGUUGCAACAUCAGAUGAUGAGACAGCCCAUGCAGAACACCUAGCCAAGGGUGGGGAGUUUGUGACACACUUGUGGGCUUUGCUCUAUCAUGCAAGUGCAACCAAGCCAGACAAAGCAACUUCGAAUCUUUGA